AUGAGUACUUUAUCGGAUAUUUCGAGCAAAUUUACCGAAGCGGUAUUGGAGGAUAUCAUCAAAAAAGCUGGUGGUACUAAAUAUACAUCGCAUAAAUUUGGUAAAGGUUUCAAAAAAGGUGAUUCAUAUUUGAGUCGUGUAUUUCGUUUGUGUGUCUACGGUGUCAACGAGGAUAAUGGCACCAACAUUGAAGUCAAUCUCAUUUGCAAGGGUAUGCCCGAUAAUUUGGCACGCCGUAAAGUAUUUCGUUCAGCCGAUUUCUUUCGCAACGAAAUUAAUUUCUAUUUAAAAGUUGUACCUGCCUGGGAGGAAUUUCAAAAGCGACGCAAUCCCACAAAUCCCUUUACCGAAUAUCCAAAAUUAUAUGCCAGCCAUUGUGAUGGUGAAAAUGAUUUUGUGGCAUUGGAAGAUGUUAGUUUCUUGGGUUAUGGAUCACCCGAUCGUCAAGGUUACAUAACACUGGAAGAAUGUAUGCUGACAAUGCGUACAUUGGGUAGAUUCCAUGGUAUAUCUCUGGCAUUGAAUGCUUUGGAACCGGAAUUGUUUGAAAAGACCGGUAAAUGUUUGGAGGAGACCUAUUAUGCUGAAUCGAAUCGUAAAUGGUAUUUGGAUUUUAUGAAAUUGGCAUGUGAGGUGGCCAAAGAUGCUGUGAGCAAAUCAUAUCCCGAAAGUAAAUAUGAAACCAUUGCCCAUAAUUAUUUGCAUGCCGAACAAUUGUAUGAUGAUCAAAUUAAUUUGGUGUCAACUAAAUCAAAAUUAACUGUUUUUGGCCAUGGUGAUUGUUGGACACCCAACUUCCUGACGCGUUACAGCAAGGAUGGCAAACCGGAGGCCAUUAAAAUAAUUGAUUUCCAAUUGGCCCGCUGUGCCUCCUUGGCUGUGGACAUAUCCUUCUUUAUUUAUUCCUGCACCAGUCAUGAAUUGCGUGAAGCCCAUUAUGAUAGCCUGCUUAAGGCCUACCACGAGAGUGCUUGUGAUUUAAUUAAAGAUUUGGGUGCCAAUCCUGAAACCGUGCUCUCCUGGCAAUCGCUAUUGGAUGAAUUGAGAGAUUUUGCCCGUUUCGGUUGUGGCAUGGGUAUUGAAUCGCUGCCCAUGUCCAUGUUGGAAGAAGAUGAAAUUGCCGAUCUAGAUGAAAUAAGUGCCGAUUCGGUUUUGGUAGACGUGUGGGAUUUGAAACCAUUCAAAGAGCAACAUAAACGUCAACGUAUUGCUGAUAUGUUUAAGCAUGCCAUUGAUCAGGGUUAUGUUAAAUAAUU
Molecule: messenger RNA, 1256 nt
Organism: Musca vetustissima
Lineage: Eukaryota; Metazoa; Arthropoda; Insecta; Diptera; Muscidae
Exons: 3
Coding region: 1-1254 (417 amino acids)
Source: RefSeq, a predicted model, not a curated record